AUGCAGGUGAAGCAGAAGGUCUACGAGCUCUAUAAGGGCACGGUGGAGCGGGUCACGGCCCCGCGCACCGUCUCCGCGUUCCUCGAGAAGGGCGUCCUCUCCGUCCCCGAGUUCAUCCUCGCCGGCGACAACCUCGUUGCCAAGUGCCCCACCUGGUCCUGGGAAGCGGGCGAUCCAAGCAAGAGGAAGCCGUAUCUCCCCGCCGAUAAGCAGUUCCUCGUCACCCGUAAUGUGCCCUGUUUAAGACGUGCCAUCUCGGUUGAGGAGGAGUAUGAUGCAGCAGGAGCCGAGGUGGUUCUCGAUGACGAUGAGGAUGGUGAAGGCUGGCUUGCAACACAUGGGGUGCAAGCAUCAAAACCAGAAGAAGAAGAAGACAUUCCCUCUAUGGAUACAUUGGAUAUAGGGAGAUCUGAUGGAAUAAAGUCUAUCCCCUCUUACUUUAGCGGUGGUAAGGAGGAAGAGGAAGAGGAAGAUAUACCUGACAUGGACACUUAUGAAGACACAGGGAAUAAUUUGGCUGCUGCUGAGCCAUCAUACUUUGUCGCAGAAGAACCGGAAGAUGACAACAUCCUUCAUACCAGAACAUAUGAUGUUAGCAUAACGUAUGACAAAUACUACCAAACCCCACGCGUCUGGCUGACUGGAUAUGAUGAGUCAAGAAUGCCACUAAAGCCUGAACUUGUGUUUGAAGAUAUCAGCCAAGACCACGCGCGAAAAACGGUGACUAUUGAGGACCAUCCUCACUUAUUGGCUGGAAAGCAUGCUUCAGUGCACCCAUGCAAACAUUCAGCUGUGAUGAAAAAGAUUAUCGACGUUCCAAUGUCGGGGGGAGUGGAACCAGAAGUUGACAAGUACCUUUUCAUAUUUCUGAAAUUCAUAGCGACAGUCAUACCAACUAUCGAGUAUGAUUACACAAUGGACGUCGACCUCGGCAGCACGAGCUGA
Messenger RNA from Miscanthus lutarioriparius, 945 nucleotides. Lineage: Eukaryota; Viridiplantae; Streptophyta; Magnoliopsida; Poales; Poaceae. The record is from the annotation of a GenBank genome assembly.